AUGUUUCAGGUGACCACAUCCGCUUCUGUUGCUUCUGCCCGCAGCCUUUCGUCCAAGGGCACCGUGCUUUUGAGAAACGAAGGCCUGUUGCCUUUAGCUCGCGGCAAAAACGUUGCAGUGAUCGGCCUGGCAGACUCGAUUCAUGGUAUUCGUGAUGCCGUGGGAGAUUCUGGAAGUGUUGUCUUCAACUGUGGCAUGGAUGUCGAGGCAGCAGUAGAGCUUGCAAAGCAGAGCGACUAUGCUGUCGUCUUUGUGGGCACGCUUUCAGGUGAAGGUUCUGACCGAAGCUCUCUGUCUCUCGAUGUUGGCACAGAGUGGGCGGGUCAGAACCAGGCAUUCUGGUGCAUGAGUGGUGCGUGA
Molecule: messenger RNA, 360 nt
Organism: Symbiodinium natans
Lineage: Eukaryota; Dinophyceae; Suessiales; Symbiodiniaceae
Source: the annotation of a GenBank genome assembly